AAUACGAAACAGGGAAAACCUGAGAAAUUCAAUAAUAAAUUCAUGUUAAAGACACAGUAGCGGUAGGCGGUGACCGCCUUUGAUGGUUCUCUGAGAUGUUCUUGAAGAAACUGCACCCAUCCAAGAGUAAGGCUUCCCUGAUGGAAACCGGAGGACAUAGCGAAUAUGAGGGCUAUAACGAAAUAGCAAUGUGAGCAGCUAUUGGCGGAUGUUAUGUCUUGUGGUCGACUCCUGACCCUGGAUGAAAAAGAAAACUUCUCGUUCAAUCGUCCUUUAGGUAGGCCUCGAACUUUAUAUUCGGCAUCCGCAGACGGUGGAAAAUGAGGUUCGAUGGUGUUGUUAUUGGCGGUAAUAUUUGUUAGUGAAAAUUACAUUCGGGCCGCUUUAGAAAAUUUAAAAUGCAAAAGAAUUCUAUUGCUAAAAGUUUUCUUGAAAGUUGCUGCCCAGUGAAGUUAAGCGGCACCCUUGAUCUGAUUUUGUCUCUGCCAAUAAGUGAGUUUUUGAUGAUGUUCCGUUUCUCGAGUAUGUUGAACGCUCGUUUAGUUGCCUUCGCUGGUUCUAUGAAAUGAGUCUGUCCCAUAUUAUGAUGUCGCUGUGAAUACUUUAUAUAUUUGUUAGGUUACAACUCUUCCAUUGAGAUCUCCCUGAAAAAAAUGUACGCAAAACUUAAUUUUAAUAUCGAAACACACGCUCAUUUGAAUCUACUCAAAAGUGAGUCAAAAUGACUCACUUUAGCAUUUUGAUGGAAAUGUCAAAAAGUGAGUAAGAUUUUAUUUAGCAAGUGAGUCAAUUUUCACUCACUUCUCAGAGUUUUAGGCUUUACUCACUUUUGCGUUAUAUUGUUUUCGAACCGUCAAACAGUUUGAAAAAUAUUCGCGAAAAAGUCUCGUAUUUUUAUAAAGUUUUUCAGUUUUGUUGUUAAUUUGAUGUGGUGAGCAGAGCAGAUGCACAGAGCUGGUGGUGGUAAUCUGGUUGUGCAUGUCCCCAAGAAUUCUCGCAGAACUGGCAGUUCCGCUGCACGAUCGAUCCGGACUAGUUGGUUCGAAAAAUUUAAUGCCGGAAUCGAUGAUUUCUCCUAUUCGCGAUAUGGACCGGAAUGUGCCAGUACUGCGACAGAUGUACAUUAAAUAUCCAUGCCUGAACUGCGCCUGCAACGGGCAGGUGGUUCAGCAGAAGCGGGUAACCGUCCCAGUGCCGGCUGGCGUUGAUGAUGGACAGACGGUACGAAACAAGGAGCUGUCCAUUACAUUCAACGUAUGGAAGAGUCGCUACUUCCGCCGACACGAUUUCGAUGUGCUCACUGACGGGUGCAGGACGUCUACAAAGAUCAGGCCACGUGUUUUUAAACGGGCCAACAACUAUGGCACCGGUGACCAUUUAAACCAGAUCCCGAUCAAGCUAAACAAGCAGCGUACGAAAUAAGAGUAAUGAUCCUCUGGACUGGAUCAGGUUCAUCUAAUUCUUCAACAAAUUCCACAUCAUCGUAACUCUCCAGGUCUUCAUCGUGCACAUCGAAAUCAACGUCUCCUUUUUCAGUGAGGAUAAGUUCGCUUAGCGCCCGAAAGAUGAUUGUUCUAGCGACUUAACCACACGAUGAAACCGGAUCUCAGAUCAGAUUAUAAGAAAUCCUUGGCGUUGCACGGGUCUUCGUAUGGUACGUGUAUUACACUAGAAAAUUCCCCACCAGCUGCAACUAGAACGAAAUACAUCACUGAAGAGGCAGAGACGAGCAGCUCAAACUCAACGACCUCAGAAGAACUCUUUCGACGACGCUUAAAACGUGUAUGGUUACCGGAAAUUGAUAUUACAACUAUAUUUUCAACUAGAGUAAUGCUAACUAAUGUGUUGUUUAGUCUAGGAAUGCUAGGAACGGUUGUUGAUGAUUAUUUGAAUGCAAUGUUAGAGCGAAACAAAAAUGUGCUGUAUCUAACCCAUCCCCGCCAAGAUCUUACUAAUAAAUUAAUAAAUAAAAUGAGCAGAUAGCUUCUUUUUCUAAUAUUUAAAAUGCCAUUCCUUUAUCAAUCU
Armigeres subalbatus is the source of this 2025-nucleotide messenger RNA. Its product is annotated as protein tumorous imaginal discs, mitochondrial-like. Gene Ontology annotation, biological process: negative regulation of apoptotic process; mitochondrion organization. NCBI's taxonomy places the organism in Eukaryota, Metazoa, Arthropoda, Insecta, Diptera, Culicidae. The coding region runs from base 979 to 1422 and encodes 147 amino acids. The transcript has 3 exons. Gene Ontology annotation, cellular component: mitochondrion. The record is from RefSeq and is a predicted model, not a curated record.